AUGGUUGGGACGUUGCUGCAAUACUCUCGCUACAGGAUAAGAAGAGAUAUCCGUAUCGACCGAAGUUACCUUCUGGCCAGUGCUUUCCGUUCUUGCAACUGCCAUUCGAAAUCAGGAACAUGGUAUACAAGGAACUACUUGUUGUUGGAAAAGUCUUUCAAUGCCCCAAGCCAGAGGACGAUACGGACAAAUACAAUCAUCCGGAGGUUCAACUCUUUGGCGUCAGCAGACAAUUCCUCCAGGAGAGCGCCCCGGUCUUCUUCUCUAAAAACCAAUUCGUCUGCUCUUAUGGAACCUACAAGUUGUGGUCGAAUUCCUGGCCUAAAAGAUGAGCCGGAAGAAUUUCCCAUAUCGGCCAUGGCACUCAAACACGUGAGGAGCCUGAGCAUCUCGUAUGACAGCAGAGAGGUAGAGCUUGAUCCUGGCUUCAUCAGGGCAUGUGUUGCUCGCGAAACCAAGCUCAAUCCGAGCUUUGGUCGGCUCAGUCACGCGCGGCAGUGGGUACUGCACAAUGAGAAAUUCGAAGAUGAUCUGAACGACAUGUGGCAAGAGCGUGGUCGUAUUCUGAAUUAUCUACAGCUUGAUCGGUUGGAGGUGUCUAUGAAAAACUGCUACUGUGCUCUGUGUUUUCAGAGGCAGACUCACGUAGCCAUCAUGGAAUUGUUCGGAAGUGUAUGCGGGAGCCCGCCCAAAACAAUCAUCAUCAGUGGGCUUGAGGAUGCUACGGAAUUGAAGAGGCUGAAAGAGCUCACGGACAUCUUUGGAGCAGCAGAACCUCGCCUGCAUUUUGAGUUCGCUGAUGUUUGGGACGAGUCCUUUUCGAAUCGCGCGGCGGAGGAUGAUCCUAGCCAGCAAGAAACGGCCUACAAUGAUCACGACCCACAAACUUUCGUUAACCAGAUCAGAGCAGAGGAUAUCUCUCGCCAGGAAGAUGAGGAAGGGCUCAAUCAUAUUGCUGCGAUUGACAACUGGGACGAGAUUGAUUCGUUCAUAUUGAGAAGUAGAGGUGCGGUAGGCACUGUCAGUCGUCCUAUAGUGCUUGACUAG
Messenger RNA from Aureobasidium subglaciale EXF-2481, 1047 nucleotides. RefSeq lists its product as uncharacterized. NCBI's taxonomy places the organism in Eukaryota, Fungi, Ascomycota, Dothideomycetes, Dothideales, Saccotheciaceae. The coding region runs from base 1 to 1047 and encodes 348 amino acids. The record is from RefSeq and is a predicted model, not a curated record. The transcript has a single exon.